Molecule: messenger RNA, 942 nt
Organism: Sorex araneus (European shrew)
Lineage: Eukaryota; Metazoa; Chordata; Mammalia; Eulipotyphla; Soricidae
Product: olfactory receptor 1I1
Exons: 1
Coding region: 1-942 (313 amino acids)
Biological process (GO): G protein-coupled receptor signaling pathway
Cellular component (GO): membrane
Molecular function (GO): olfactory receptor activity; G protein-coupled receptor activity
Source: RefSeq, a predicted model, not a curated record
AUGGAGCUGGGAAACCAGACCAGAGUCUCCACAUUCAUCCUGCUGGGGUUCUCGGCAGAGCCGGCUCAGCAGACCCUCCUGUUCUGGGUGUUCCUGCCCAUGUACGUGGUCACCGUGGCCGGGAACCUGCUCAUCACCCUGGCCAUCCUCACGGACACCCACCUGCACACGCCCAUGUACUUUUUCCUGUGCAACCUUUCCCUCGUCGAUAUCCUCUUCUCAUCCACCACCGUCCCCAAGAUGCUGGUGGACCUCCACACCCAUAGCCGGGCCAUCCCUUUUGUGGGCUGCCUGGCCCAGAUGUAUACCUUCCAUCUGCUUGGGCCACUGGACACCUUCCUCCUGGCCGUGAUGGCCAUCGAUCGGUUUGUGGCCAUUGUCUGCCCUCUGCGCUACUCUGCCAUCAUGAGCCCCCGUGUCUGUGGGCUGCUCGUGGGGGUCUCCUGGAUGAUCCCCAACAUCCAGUCCAUCAUCCACACCUCGCUCAUGGCUCGGCUGACCUUCUGUGCCCGUGCUGAGAUCCCCCAUUUCUUCUGUGACCUCAUGCCCCUGCUGAAACUCUCCUGCUCAGACACGCGCCUCAACGAGCUGGUGGUCUUUGCCUUCAGCAUCAUCAUGGGCUUCAGCCCUCUCGUGAUCACGGUCUUCUCUUACGUCUGCAUCUUCCGCACAGUCUUCAAGAUCCCGUCUGCUCAGGGCAAAUGGAAAGCCUUCUCCACCUGUGGCUCCCACCUCACUGUGGUGUCUCUGUUCUAUGGCACCAUCUUCGCUGUGUACCUGCUGCCGGCAUCUGCUUCCUCCUCCCAGAAGGACAAGGGCGCCGCCCUGAUGUACGGCGUGAUCAUCCCCUUCCUCAACCCCUUCAUCUACAGCCUGAGGAACAGGGACAUGAAGGCGGCUCUGAGGAAGCUCGUGGGCAAAGUGGCCCCAGCUCAGGCCUAA